GCGAGGUGGGGGCGGCCGGCCGGGGACCCGGCAGCACCGGGCGGCACCGAGCGGGUCGGAGCGGGCUGGCCGCCAGCGCGGUCACGUGUGUGACCCCUCCUCUCGCGCCUGCCUCCCCCGCGCGCCGAGCUCUCCAUUCAUAAAUUCUCCGCCUGCUCCGCGGCUACCGGGCGCCGGAGCCCGCCGGGAGCGCCGUGCAGCAACCCGCCCGCCGCCCAUGGGCCGCGCGCCCCGGCGCUGAGGCCCCUCCUCCUAGCCUCAGAAUGCAGCCCACGGCCACCAUGGCCACGGCCGCCACCACCUCCACCACGGUCGCCCUGACCACGACGUGGGACAACGCCACGGGCCGCCCCACCGGGGAGCCCGACCCUGUCCUGGACAACUACAUGCUGCUGGUGGUGGUGAUGGCGCUCUUCGUUGGGGGCACCCUCGUGGUGCUGUCGGGCACGCUGCUGCUCUGCAGGCGCUGCUGGGAAGUCCACAGGCGCGUCCACAGAGCCACAGAGGAAGCAGAGAAGACCACCACCAGCUACCUGGACAAUGGCGCCCGCCCUGCCCAAGACCCCGAGUUCAGGGGGGAGGAGCCCGAGGGCCAGGACGCCGAGACCGAGCGCUUCCUGUCCACCAGCUCCACCGGCCGCCGGGUGUCCUUCAACGAGGCGGCCCUGUUUGAGCAGAGCCGGAAGGCGCAGGACAAGGGCCGCCGGUACACCCUGACCGAGGGGGACUUCCACCACCUGAAGAACGCCCGCCUCACCCACCUGCACCUGCCGCCCCUCAAGAUCGUCACCAUCCACGAGUGUGACUCAGGCGAGGCCAGUGCGACUGCCACACCCCACCCCACGGCCGCCCCCAAGGCCAGCCUUGCCAUCUUCCAGCCCCCGGGGAAGGCCCUCACCGGCCGCUCUGUGGGCCCCAGCUCCGCCCUGCCAGGUGACCCCUACAACUCGGCCGUGGGCCCUGCCGACUUCGAGAUCAGCCCCUCGGCUUCCAGUGACUCUGGGGAAGGCACCUCGUUGGAUGCAGGGGCCAGGAGUGCAAAGCCUGGUGGGCCAGGGGCCACAGCAGGGCCUGGGGAGGCAGGCCCAGCCUCUGGGGCAGGCCCCGUCCUGCAGUUCUUCACCCGCCUGAGGCGCCACGCCAGCCUGGACGGGGCCAGCCCCUACUUCAAAGUCAAGAAAUGGAAGCUGGAGCCCAGUCAGCGGGCGUCCAGUCUGGACACGAGAGGUGGUGGGCCUUCGAUCCUGCAGACCCCUGGUACGGGGCCCUGGAUACAGGGCUUCCAAACCUCAACCCAAGGACCAUGCAUGUGUGUCUUGGGGGGGAGGUGGCACCAACAGCUACAACCAUCCCUGCUCAUGGGAGCUCAGCGGGGCCAGGCGCUGGGGUGCCUGCUGCCCUGUGGCGGAGGUGGUGGGUCCCACUGCCAGGAAAGGCGGGGCGAGGGGAUGAGCAGUGUUGGAGGCCAGGGAAGGUGCGUGGCCAGUGACAGUGCCAGUCCCCUUGUUGGGGCCCGGCUCCAGCUGCUGUGGGGUGGGGGGAGGGGUCAGUUCUGGCUGAAGUGCUCCUGGCCGGGGAGGGGAGGGGAGGGGAGGGCUCGUCCCACUGUGCCAUUGGGAGCCCAGACAGAGCCUGUGAUUCGGGAGGUUGAUUAUAGGCAAAUGCAGGCACAGAAGCACCCAGAACCUGUUUGCUGGGUGACUGUCAUCCCCACCCCUGAGGCUUUCCCACUGAGGCCUCCCUUGUGGGAGGGUCCUGGCCCUGGGCCGGCAGGGCUGGAGCUGGCAGGAGAGGGCGUCACCUCUCCCCCCUCACCUGUCCCUCACUCUCCCCCACCUUCGGCCUUCUUUGGCACUCUAGUCGGGCUGUGUCUGUUACCUGGUGUCCAGGACAAGGCUGUGCUCUGGCCACACCUGCCUGCCAGGGCCACUCGGACCAAUGCUGCCACCUUGGCACCUCCAGUCCCGCCUGCCCUGGCUGCUGGGCUUUCGGUCCUGGUCUUUCUGCCCUCGGCACCUUGGUUUCCCCACCUGCACGGCUGGGUACAUGCUCACCUGGUCCAGGCUGGCUCUGUUGGCUCAGGGGUCAGGGGGUGGGGCCCGCGGUGGGAGGGGCCCAGGCAGGCUGCUGUACCUUCCUCUGCACAGGCUCCCCCAAGCGACACCACUUCCAGCGGCAGCGGGCAGCCAGCGAGAGCAUGGAGCACGAGGAGGGGGACGCCCCCCACGUGGACUUCAUCCAGUACAUCGCCAGCGCUGGCGACACCGUGGCCUUCCCGAGCCCCCGCCCCUUCCUGGCCAGCCCCGCCAGCCCCGCCAGCCCGCCCCCCACUCUCGGCAGGUAUUUUUCAGUAGAUAGAGGUGCUAGGGGUGGGCCCCUGCCCCACCCCGUCCCCCAUAGGUGGCCCAGGGAGCGCUCUCCCCGCCCUUCGGACAGGUGGUCGUGUUCGUGUUCCUCUGGCUCCACCGUCCUUC
Aethalodelphis obliquidens (Pacific white-sided dolphin) is the source of this 2474-nucleotide messenger RNA. RefSeq names its product voltage-dependent calcium channel beta subunit-associated regulatory protein-like. Gene Ontology annotation, molecular function: transmembrane transporter binding. The record is from RefSeq and is a predicted model, not a curated record. The transcript is spliced from 9 exons. Gene Ontology annotation, cellular component: plasma membrane; secretory granule. Bases 264 to 2354 code for a protein of 696 amino acids. Lineage: Eukaryota; Metazoa; Chordata; Mammalia; Artiodactyla; Delphinidae. Gene Ontology annotation, biological process: negative regulation of voltage-gated calcium channel activity; negative regulation of calcium ion-dependent exocytosis.